This is a messenger RNA of Coregonus clupeaformis (lake whitefish), 2725 nucleotides long. Its product is annotated as trans-Golgi network integral membrane protein 2. The record is from RefSeq and is a predicted model, not a curated record. The transcript is spliced from 4 exons. NCBI's taxonomy places the organism in Eukaryota, Metazoa, Chordata, Actinopteri, Salmoniformes, Salmonidae. Bases 142 to 768 code for a protein of 208 amino acids.
UUGGCAGCCAUGAACAGGAGAAGAAGGAAGGAAGUGUUUAUGUCAGGAUUUGAGUUAUCGCCUAUGAGCCAAGCAUUUACGGGAAAGCUUUCCGUAGUAAUUUCUUAUACCUAACUAGGUUUGUGUUGCCUCAAAGCCACAAUGAGGACAAUAUUUAUGUUGUUUAUCGUGCUGGCUUAUUUGUCUGGUGGUGUCAGAGGUGCUCCUCAAGCAGGAUCAAAGGAGCCAAAUUCUCUAUCUAAUGCCCCUGUAAGUGAUACACCAGCACAGAUCAUUUCGGCAAAGGACAUGUCAGCACCAGGAGCAUCUAUUGGAAAGAAACAAGAAGCAGGAGCACCUACUGGAAUGGAAAUGGGACUGGCACCAGUAGACCCUACUGAAAAGGAAACAGCACCAGUAGACACGGUUGAAGAGAAACCAACACCAGCACCAGGAGACCCUGCUGAAAAGGGAAUGGCACCAGUACCAACUGCUGAAAAGGGAAUGGCACCAGUACCAACUGCUGAAAAGGGAAUGGCACCAGUACACCCUACUGAAAAGGAAACGGCACCAGUAGACACUGCUGAAAAGGAAACCCAUGGCACACGUGAUGAGGCAGUGAGCAGUCACUUCUUUGCUUAUCUUGUGUGUACAGCUGUGUUGGUGGCAGUGCUCUACAUUAGCUACCACAACAAGCGAAAGAUCAUUGCCUAUUGCGUGGAGGGAAAGAGGUCGAGAUCGGGACGUCGGCCCAAAGGCGCAGAGUACACCAAGCUGGAACAGAAUUAGUGAAGGUGCAUCACUGUCAUGAAGUUAUUGCCAGAAAACUGUGGAUAUAGGUGUUAAGAUGAAAUAAGGCACCAAACUGAUUCCUGGUGAAAGAAGACUUCCUUGGUUUAAUCAAUAUUGAUUUCUUUUUUUAAACAAAUGGAUGUUACUUCAUAUAUUUUUGUCUUUGGAUGCUUAUUGCAUGACCAUGCAGAGGAUACUGUUGCUGAAUCUAUGAAGCUGAGAAAGAUAAGCAUGCUUGUGUUUGCACUCCUGUGUUAUUGUGGUACUUUGGGAUGUCCUUUGUGUUUUCAGUUCUGACUCAAGAUCAUUUUUUGUCACAGAAGAAAUUGUUAAAUUGUGAGGAUUCUAACUGGUCCCUUAGUGUUUGAAAGUACUGUAGGACAGUAGUUGGACACCUGCAAUGAUGACCACAAUGUUGGCCAGAUGAAUGUAAAUGUACUUCUUGUAUGUUUUGGAGUGUUGUAUUUUCUCUUGUUAGCUUGAUCCCUUCUGAGAUGGCAGAGGAAAGGGACUUUUUAGUUGCUAUGUUGCAUUGUAUUGGCUGUUGGUUGGAGUGGAGUAAGUGAAAACAGUGAAAUUGAUUGUGUGACUGAUAAUGCCGGUGGAUGAAUGAUACUGAAGUUAACCUAGGCCUAAAUUCCAAAUAGAUUAGAGCAGGGGUGUCAAACGCAUUCAGUCUUCACGAGGUCCGGAGGGCCACAUGUAAAGUUUGUUAUAUUUCCUCACUGUCAGAAUUAGAAAAAAAUAGUCCCAUAUCCAUCACUUUUGGAAUUUUCAAUGCUCCCUGUCUAGCAUUCGAUUAGAUCAGGGUUUCCCAAACUCUGUCCUGGGGCCCCCCCUGGGUGUACGUUUUGGCACUUCACAGCUGAUUCGAAUAACCAACUCAUCAUCAAGCUUUGAUUAUUUGAAUCGGCUGUGUAGUGUUAGAGAAAAAAACAAAACGUGCACCCAGGGGGGGGGGCCCAGGACCGAGUUUGGGAAACCCUGGUUUAGAUGACUGUUAGCAAGCUGGACAGACUGAAGAGACUAUAUAAAUGUAGGUCCAUUAUAAUUUUUCCAGUUUCAAUUUGGUUUUAGUCAUUUUAAUGUGAAUUGAGAUUGUUUAAAAAAUUUAUAUAUUUUUUUUUUUACACCAGCCCCCCUCCCCCGAGGCAUGGAUUGAAUGAGCUCCGGCCCGCAGGCCAUAUGUUUGACACCCCUGGAUUAGAGCUCUGUUACAUGACCCGAGCCAGACGGGCCCCAACAUUAUACAUCGGGUUAGGGCCGGGUAGGGCCUGUUUUUUUCCAUCAAUAACUAGGGUACGGGCAUCACUAAAUUGAUCAGUAACAUUUUAAAGCUGAGCCAUUUGCUUGUGCUCUGCUGCUCAGUACAGUCACAUCUGACUAAGAUCAUAACAUGGUGUCAGAAGUGCUUAAAAUAUGACAGGAGAGAUUAUUUCACAGAAAAUAAUGUUCCUUGAGUUUUGUAGGAGUUUAGAGUGACAAAGUAGCUAAAAGCCGAUUUAUGGUUAAUCUGGACUCUGUAUUGGCAGAAGCAGAAGUCAAGGCAUUCAUACUUCUUGUGGAGCAGAGUUGUUGUCAAGGAAGUGCGUUUGUGUUUAUACAGGAUGUACCGUCCCCACCUACCAUCAACCAAUCAUGUCAAUGCAGAGCUAUACAAAUCUAUACGGAGCCCUCCUUAUUGUGACAUGCGUCCUCCGCAAGCCUCCGGAGGUUGUGACGCAGCUGCGGCGCAUCUGGAGGCUUGCUGAGGCCACAUCGCCUCUCAGAUUUUGUAACAAUGCGGAGGGCUCCUUAUAGCUUUGAAUAGCUCUGCAUUGACAUGAUUGGUUGACGGUAUUGGGCUUUAACAGCUCUCUCAUGUCUCAAACUCCCGAGGGGCGCAGUGGUCUAAGGCACUGCAUAGCAGUGCUAGCUGUGCCACUAGAGAUCCUGGUUCGUAUCCAGGCUCUGU